This is a messenger RNA of Pelagomonas calceolata, 2183 nucleotides long. Lineage: Eukaryota; Pelagophyceae; Pelagomonadales; Pelagomonadaceae. The record is from the annotation of a GenBank genome assembly.
GCCGGGAUAAUUCUGCUAGCGACCUGUAAAGACACUAGCAAGCGCGCGUUUGCGGCAAGAGCCGUAUCGGUGGCGACAGGCAUCGUUUUGCUGCGACAAAUACUGCUCGUUACCGCUGGUUUGCAAGGCUUCCCUUGUAAGCAUCGCUGUGUGCUAGUUUCAUCUCCAGGCUGCUGGCGCCAAGAGGCCAAGAGGCCAAACCGCUGCGCGCGAGGCCUUCAGGACCGUGCAACAACGAUGUUCUACGCCCAGUGGUCCCGCCGCGACGUCAGGCCUCGAGACCCGGCCACGCACCGGCUGCGGGUCGACGCGCGCGCCAUCGCGCCUCCGGAGCCCAGGGAAGAAGACCCUACGAACGCGGACGGCUGCCGCUUCCGCGACUCAUUUAAAUAUACGGAAGGCGCCUCAUUUAAAGUCGGCGACUGCGUCAUGGUGCAGUUGGAGGGCGAAGGUGUAAGAGAAGGCGAGUCGCUGCGCCACGCGGCCGCGCAAAUAUUACAAAUCUGGUGGCCGGCGCCCGAAGAAGACGAAGACGAGGACGAGCCCUGGGCCGAAGUGCGCUGGCUUUAUUGUGCGGAGGAGAUCGUGCCCGCCAAAAGAAGGCCGGCGCCGGCGGCCAAGUACGCUGAUAGAGAAGUUUUUGAAACGACGCACGUCGACGAGGUGCCGGCGUCGUCGCUCAUGGGGUGUGUUGAGGUUUUAUCGUAUGAUGCGUAUGUGCAAAGAAGACAGAAGGAGGACCGGAAGGCUAUGAAAGAUGUUUUUUUUUGUCGGUAUGUGUGGGAGCCCGGCGCGCAGCUGACGGAGUGCGGGCCGGCGGCGGAACGAUGUCGGAGGGCCCAGGCCUUGUGUCGGAAGGGCCGCGGUAUUAAAAGAAGGGGCGCGGCCUGGGACGGCGAUGUGGUGAGCGAUGAAGAACAUAUCCCUGAAGACCACGCGACGCGCGGGCCGCGAGAUAGGUUGAGACGGGCCAGCAAUGCGCUGCAGCUGUCGGCGGCGCCGAAGAGACUGCCGUGUCGGGAGAACGAGCGGGAUACCAUCGAGAAUUUUGUUUUGGAGAUGCUGAGCGCGCCAGGCGGCGACGGACGGACGUUGUACGUGGCGGGCAUGCCGGGCACUGGGAAAACAGCAACAGUAAGGGAAGUUGUAAGAGCAUUACAAGAAACAGGCAACGCGUUUCGGUUCGUGGAGGUGAACGCGAUGCGGCUGCCGCAGCCGAACCACGCGUAUGCGUUGCUCUGGGAGGCGCUCACCGGCGAAAAACGAGGCGCCGACGCGGCGGCGCGAUUACUGGAUAAGCGCUUCUCGUCUGGGGAAGAGCAGGAGGAACGGGUCGUGGUCCUAGUGGACGAGCUCGAUUACAUGCUGACGCAGCGGCAGGAAGUGCUCUACAACCUCUUCGAGUGGCCCGGGCGGAAGAACGCGGGCCUCGCGGUCAUCGGCAUCGCCAAUACCCUAGAUCUGCCGGAAAGGUUGGAUCCGAAGGUCCGGUCGCGGCUGGGGUCGCGAAGGCUGACCUUCGCGCCCUACAAACCGGCCCAGAUCGAGUCCAUCCUGACGCAGCGCCUCUCGGCCGGCGACCUGAGCGCGGCGUUCCAGCCGCAGGCCGUGACGAUGGCGGCGCGCAAGAUCGCGGCCUACUCGGGCGACAUCCGGCGCGCGUUAUUGAUUUGUAGUAGGGCCACGGAGCUCUGCGCCGAGCGGGCGGACGCGGCGCGGCGCGCGGGCGACGAAGCUACUCCGAAAGAAAAAGAAUAUGUUGUCACCAUCGCCGACGUGAACGCGGCGGACCGGGGCCUUAGGGAGUCGGCCUACCUCGGCGCGAUCGAGCACGCGGCGCCGCUGGAGCAGUUGGUGUUGAUCGCGCUCUGCGCGGAGCUGCGCGCGCGCAAGUCGGAGACGGCGCCGCUCGAAGACGUCGCGCGGCGCCUCGCGCGGCUCGUCGCGCUCGCGGGCGACGCGGGCGACUCCUCGCGCCCGCCGACGCACGGCGAGCUGCUCGAGAUCGUCGACCGCUUCGCCGACGCGCGGCUCCUCGCGACGGAGCACCUCAAGCGGGACGACCGCUUCCCCGCGCUGCGGCUGAACAUCCAGGACGGCAUCGUCGCCGACGUGCUGAUCAACGCUUCGAAGCACCCGCUGGCCGAGCGGUUCCUGCGGGACUAAUGUUUAUUGGUACAACA